AUGACUGUCCACAAUCUUAUUGUUUUCCCAUCCUCACAGAGACGAUGUUAUGCAGCUGCCAGAAGGAGCUCGCUGACUGAACCUUUGUCUGUGAACCCCCGCAAUGCUCCUUCCAAGCCAGUCUUCCAGCCACAGGAUAUCCAGGUGUCCAAACUUCCCAGUGGCCUGCUCAUUGCCUCCUUAGAAAACUAUUCUCCCGUUUCCAAGAUCGGUGUGUUUGUAAAAGCUGGCAGCCGUUAUGAGACACCAGACAACGUGGGGCUUACGCAUGUGCUGCGAUUAGCUGCAAACCUGACUACAAAAGGGGCGUCUGCAUUCAGGAUAUGUCGGGGUGUAGAGGCCGUGGGAGGCUCUCUCAGUGUGACGUCAUCAAGGGAGCACAUGGUUUACUCUGCAGAAUGUCUGAGAGAUAACCUUGACACAGUCUUGGAGUACCUGAUCCACAUGAUUACUGGCCCUGAGUUUAGGCCAUGGGAAGUAUCAGACCUCACCUCAAGAGUCAAGAUUGAUAAAGCCAUGGCAAGCCAGUGUCCACAAAUUGGUGUUGUUGAGAAGUUGCAUGAAGCUGCGUACAAAAAUGCCCUUUCCAACUCCCUCUAUUGCCCAGACUUCAGAGUGGGCAAUGUCAGCUCUGAUCAGCUGCUUUCUUUUGUGGAGAAUAAUUACACCAGUGCAAGAAUGGCCGUUGUUGGACUUGGUGUGAAGCAUUCCGUGCUGAAGCAGAUGGGAGAGCAGUACCUGAGUAUCGGUCGUGGUGCUGGAGCACCUGGGGCCAAAGCUCUGUACCGUGGGGGUGAGCUGCGGAUGCAGUGUUCUGAUGGGCUGGUGCAUGCUCUGGUGGCCAGUGAGGCAGCAGCGACUGGCUCAGCGGAGGCCAACGCCUUCACCGUGCUGCAGAGGGUUUUGGGAGCAGGCCCUCAUGUCAAGAGGGGUGCCAACAUCGGCAGCAAACUCAGCCAAGGCAUCGCCAAGGCCACCACACAACCAUUUGAUGCCACAGCCUUCAGUUCCACGUACUCAGACUCCGGACUGUUUGGGAUUUACACCGUCUCACAAUAUGAUGCUGCUGGAGAGGUGAUCAGAGCUGCCUUGGCUCAGGUGACCGCUGUUGCUGACGGAGGGCUUUCCGCAGAAGACCUGGCCAGGGCAAAGAACCAGAUGAAGGCAGAGUACCUCAUGUCCUUAGAAGCCACAGAAGGCCUCCUGGAGGAGGUGGGAGCACAGCUAUUGGCCAGUGGAGCUUAUGGCAGCCCUGAGGCAGUGCUGCAGAGUAUCGACUCGAUAACCUCCAGUGAUGUUGUGAACGCUGCAAAGAAAUUUGUGUCCGGCAAGAAAACAAUGGCCAGCAGUGGACAUCUGGUGAACACACCAUUUGUGGAUGAGUUGUGAGAGGUCGCCUGUAUCUAAUGAUUAAACAAAGGCAGCCAUUGCCUUGCUGCAGAAAAAAAUGCAAUAGAAAUGGUUCUUAAAAAACAUAAUGACUGCCAACUGCAUUUGACAAUGUUUGUCACUAGCAACUCAUAGUUUUUGUUUUACAGUGUUUGUGCAAAUCACCACAGGAAGGGACAAGUGUCUUUCACUGUAUAUCUGAUGUAAAUUCAUUAAAUGAGAUGACAUCUCGGUUA
Clupea harengus (Atlantic herring) is the source of this 1625-nucleotide messenger RNA. RefSeq names its product cytochrome b-c1 complex subunit 2, mitochondrial (gene uqcrc2a). The coding region runs from base 1 to 1389 and encodes 462 amino acids. The transcript is spliced from 14 exons. Gene Ontology annotation, cellular component: mitochondrion. Lineage: Eukaryota; Metazoa; Chordata; Actinopteri; Clupeiformes; Clupeidae. The record is from RefSeq and is a predicted model, not a curated record. Gene Ontology annotation, molecular function: metal ion binding.